Messenger RNA from Ananas comosus (pineapple), 797 nucleotides. RefSeq names its product non-specific lipid-transfer protein-like 1. The transcript has 4 exons. The record is from RefSeq and is a predicted model, not a curated record. Gene Ontology annotation, cellular component: cytosol. NCBI's taxonomy places the organism in Eukaryota, Viridiplantae, Streptophyta, Magnoliopsida, Poales, Bromeliaceae. The coding region runs from base 83 to 448 and encodes 121 amino acids.
UCAUUAAAUCACACGCAGCGACCACCGCUUCUUCUUCCUCCUCUUCCUCCGCGCGAAAUCGAAGCUCGGAAACCCUAGAAAAAUGGCGAGCUCGUUGAAAUCGGCGGCGCUCUUGGAGCAGAUGAAGCUCCACUUCGCCACCGAGGAGGGCAAAAAACUCACCAAGAAGAUCGGCCUCGUAUACCAACUCAACAUCGCCCCCAAGAAGCUUGGGGUCGACGAGGAGAUCUACGUUGUGGAUCUCAAAGAAGGCAAAGUCACCAAAGGGCCCUACGAUGGGAAACCCGAUGCGACGUUCUCGUUCACCGAUAGCGAUUUCCUCGCGAUGGCCUCCGGAAAGUUGAAUCCCCAAAUGGCGUUCCUUAGAGGUGCCAUUAAGAUCAAGGGAAGUAUAAGCGCGGCGCAGAAGUUCACGCCGGAUAUUUUCCCCAAGCCUUCCAAGCUGUAGAUGGGAAGCUCCUAUACCCUUAAGAUUGUAAUUUCUCAAUAAAUUAUUCCAUAAAACUUUGCUAUGAAUGAAGGAAAAUAAUAGUUUAAUGCAAUUAGUUCUAUGAUAUGAAGUAUUUUUCUUCUUCUUAUUAUUUUUUCUCUGAAUAUAUUCAAGUAAUCAUGGAUGUUUAGGAAGUUAAAAGUGCAUAUCUGUAUUUCUAUAUGAUUUGCUUCAAUAAUUGUUAAGGGAUGUCGAGGUAUCUGCUCUGGUGCUGGUCUUGUGGUCGUUUGAUCCCUUUUGUUUUCAAUUUGAAUCUUGUGCAUGAGUGAGGUGUUGCAGUAAGAAUGGCUUUUUGGUUUCUGGUGAA